Messenger RNA from Postia placenta MAD-698-R-SB12, 1247 nucleotides. RefSeq lists its product as hypothetical. Gene Ontology annotation, cellular component: mRNA cleavage and polyadenylation specificity factor complex. The transcript is spliced from 9 exons. Bases 128 to 1171 code for a protein of 347 amino acids. The record is from RefSeq and is a predicted model, not a curated record. Gene Ontology annotation, biological process: mRNA 3'-end processing. Gene Ontology annotation, molecular function: mRNA binding. Lineage: Eukaryota; Fungi; Basidiomycota; Agaricomycetes; Polyporales; Adustoporiaceae.
ACCUCGCAGUCUUUCCAACAUAUCAUCCGUAUUCCAAACGCGUCUUGAAGAAUAAUAGAACCCUAUUGAAUCUGCAGCUUGAGUGGACAUGAGUAAGGUCGUAUUUGUUGGCAAUGUCCCGUAUAACAUGGGCGAAGAGCAGCUUAUCGACGUGUUCAAAACGGUCGGGCAAGUUGUUGGAUUCAGGCUUGUGUUUGACAGGGACACGGGGAAACCGAAAGGAUAUGGCUUCUGUGAAUUCUCGGACCACGAGACCGCACUGUCCGCUGUACGGAACCUCAACGGCCAGGAGCUCGGUGGUCGUCCGCUCCGCAUCGACCUCGCAGAUUCGGACCCUUUCCUCGAGGGCAAGACCACCGUGCGCGGAGAGAUCAUUGAUGGAGGCGAGACGCGUGCGCAGUGGCGCGAGAGGGAGCGUGAACGUGAACGUCACUUUGACCCCCGCGACACCCCCGUGCGGAACGCGGAUCCGAACGGGUUCCUGCAGACGCUCCCCCCCGGCGUCCCCAUACCUCUUGGUGCGACCGCGUUGGACACAAUCAGUCAGGUACUCGCGACGUCAAACCCGACCCAGAUCCUCGAGGUCCUCGCGCAGAUGAAGGCUUUCGUGAUCACACACCCUGAUCAAGCUCGUGCUCUACUUGUUGCGCACCCACAGCUCGGGUACGCGCUCUUCCAGGCCCUUCUUCUGCACAAAAUUGUCGACUCCGGCGUGCUGGACCGCAUGCUCGCAGCCACGAGCGCAUCCAUCCCGCGGCAGGCGCCGCUACAGCCAACCGUCCCUGCGCCCGCUCCGACGCCAUACUCACAGGCGCCAUUGCAGCACCCUCAACCAGCCUUCCCAUCCCUCGGUGUCCCGCACGCACCCGUCCACCACGCGACGCCGCCGGUACCCCCGCAAGCUACCAUGUAUCAGCACCCUCCUCCAGCUACACACAUGCCGCCGUCGAUGCAACCCUCGCCAUAUUACCGUGCGCCACCACCUCCGCAGCCCCAGCCGGUACCACAAGCUGUUUCACAGCCUCCACAGCCCGCAUUUGAUCCCGCUCAGAGAGAUAUGCUUAUGCAAGUGCUCAGCCUGACAGAGGCACAGAUCAAUUCCUUGCCUCCGCCCGAACGUGAUCAAAUCCAGCAAUUGCGCAAACAAUUUUUGGGCGGUAUCACCGUCUAAACAUAAAAUCGCUACGGGUUCGUGGAUGUUUGACAUGUGCUCUGUACUAUGGCUUUCUUUAUUCUCUUUCUCGACA